Messenger RNA from Cryptomeria japonica (Japanese cedar), 666 nucleotides. RefSeq lists its product as uncharacterized. The transcript has a single exon. Lineage: Eukaryota; Viridiplantae; Streptophyta; Pinopsida; Cupressales; Cupressaceae. The record is from RefSeq and is a predicted model, not a curated record. Gene Ontology annotation, cellular component: nucleus. Gene Ontology annotation, biological process: base-excision repair. The coding region runs from base 1 to 666 and encodes 221 amino acids. Gene Ontology annotation, molecular function: phosphoric diester hydrolase activity; double-stranded DNA 3'-5' DNA exonuclease activity; DNA-(apurinic or apyrimidinic site) endonuclease activity.
AUGAAGAUCUCCUCAUGGAAUGUCAAGGGCUUGUCUGCCCCUGACAAAAGACGCUUGGUCAAAAGAGAUUUGACCAUGCUUAAUUUGGAUGUGAUAUUGCUUCAAGAAACUAAGUUGAACUCGGAUAAAGUUGUGGAUUUUAAGAAUUUUUGUUUUAAAUGGGAAGGAUUGUUUCAAGACGCUAGAGGAUCUGCUAGAGGUCUUGGGAUUCUCUGGAACCUAGUCAACAUUGAGGUUUACCCUGUUGCUUCUUGUGAUUUUUGGAUGGCAUGUACUAUCAAGUGCAAAAAGUUGAAUCAUUGUUCUCCACUUUUCAACAUCUAUGGACCAAUCAAGAUGGAGGAUAAGUUGCGAGUCUGGAAUGAGAUUACGCUUCAAGUUAACUUGUUAGAAUUGGGGAAGGUUAUUAUGACUGGUGAUUUCAAUGCCAUUCUAAACUUCGAGGAUAAGGUUGGCGGUCUGAAAAAACCCACUAAAGUCAUGGAUGAUUUAUGGGAUUUUGUAUCCAACUACAGGUUAGUUGACAUUGUUCCUAAAAAUGGCAAGUUCACUUGGAAUAAUAGGCGGCUAAAUUUCUCCAAUAUUGUUGAAAGACUAGAUAGAUUCUUUGUCGGUGAAUGGUGGUUGCUGAACAAUCAUUCUCUUGAGGCUGUAAUUGAAUCUUAG